AUGUUAGUCCGCGCUAUCCUGCUUCUGUCCUUGACGGCGGGGGCCGUUUUCGCACGCUCAGACCAGACUCCUCUCCACGACAAGUCCAAGACGCGCCCUCCAUCCAUCGUUUUCAUCCUGUUGGACGAUCUCGACUACCAAUUGAAGUCUCUAGACUAUCUUCCUUUCGUCCAGAAGCAUCUCGUCGAGAGGGGCACCCUCUACAGAAAGCACUUUUGCACAACCGCACUUUGCUGUCCUUCCCGUGUGAGUUUGUGGACAGGCAAGGCAGCGCAUAACACCAAUGUGACCGAUGUGAACCCCCCUUAUGGUGGAUACCCCAAAUUCCUGAGCCAGGGUCUGAACGAAAACUACCUUCCAGUAUGGCUUCAAAACGCGGGUUAUAAUACCUACUACACGGGAAAGCUCUUCAAUGCGCAUACUGUGGAAAACUACAACACUCCCCAUGCUGCUGGUUUCACUGGAUCUGACUUCCUGCUGGACCCAUUUACUUACCAGUAUCUCAACAGCUCCUACCAGCGUAACAAAGAUCCUCCUGUGAGCCACGAGGGAGAAUAUAGCGUCGACGUCCUUGCUGAGAAAGCGUAUGGGUUCUUGGAAGAUGCGGUAGAAGCCGAUAAGCCGUUUUUCCUUGCCAUUGCUCCAGUCGCACCUCACAGCAACGUCGAGAUCACCAAUUUAGAGGGAUCCGUAGAAGACUUUGUGGCCAACUUCACUCCUCCUAUCCCCGCUGCUCGGCACGCACAUCUGUUCAAGGAUGUCAAAGUCCCCCGUACCGAGAACUUCAAUCCGGAGAAGCCUUCUGGUGUUAACUGGAUCCGGACGCUAGAAAGACAGAGCCAGGAAAAUGUCGAUGCUAAUGAUCACUUUUACCGCAAUCGUCUCCGGUCAAUCCAGUCUGCAGACGAGAUUGUCGAUGGAAUCAUCUCCCGCUUAGAGAAGCACGGUAUUCUAGACGAUACAUACGUAAUCUUCUCGAGCGAUAAUGGCUAUCACAUCGGUCAACACCGGCUUCAACCAGGUAAAGAAUGCAGCUUCGAGGAGGACAUCAACAUCCCUCUCAUCAUUCGAGGGCCCGGAGUACCAGAGGGUGAGACGACUGACAUCGUUACCACACAUACCGAUCUUGCUCCAACCAUUCUUCAGCUGGCAGGGGCUCCGCUCCGAGCUGAUUUUGACGGAGAAGCGAUCCCGCUCACCAAGUCGGGAAUCAGCUCUGCCGCCAAGACCCGCCAUGAGCAUGUCAACGUGGAGUAUUGGGGCUUUGCACUGGGCGAGGGCGAAUUCGACCAGAGCCGGUUCCAUUACAACAACACUUACAAGGCUCUCCGGGUCAUCAGCGAACACUACAACUUUCACUACUCGGUAUGGUGCACUAAUGAGCAUGAGUUGUAUGACUUGAAGACCGACCCCAGCCAGCUUCGCAAUCUUCUCCACGAGGGCGAGGCUGCCCCCGAAACUCUCCUCGGCUUUCCUCUAUCGAAGGUGGUGGCUCGUCUGGACUCUCUUCUGUUUGUGCUGAAGUCAUGCAAAGGCCAGACCUGCACCAGACCGUGGCUUGCAUUGCAUCCCGCAGGAAACGUGGCUAACCUGCAUGACGCUCUCUCGCCAAGGUUUGACAAUUUCUACGAGACGGAGCAAAGGCGAAUCGAGUAUUCGCGCUGUGAGGCUGGGUACAUAGUCGAUGCCGAGGGACCCCAGUUCGAGCGCGAUGGCUUCGUCUAUCGGCACGGCACGCAGUGGCACGAGUGGGUCUAG
Messenger RNA from Mytilinidion resinicola, 1758 nucleotides. RefSeq names its product arylsulfatase. Gene Ontology annotation, biological process: phenol-containing compound metabolic process. The record is from RefSeq and is a predicted model, not a curated record. Gene Ontology annotation, molecular function: N-acetylglucosamine-6-sulfatase activity; arylsulfatase activity; glycosaminoglycan binding. Bases 1 to 1758 code for a protein of 585 amino acids. Lineage: Eukaryota; Fungi; Ascomycota; Dothideomycetes; Mytilinidiales; Mytilinidiaceae. The transcript is spliced from 6 exons.